Molecule: messenger RNA, 1435 nt
Organism: Osmerus eperlanus (European smelt)
Lineage: Eukaryota; Metazoa; Chordata; Actinopteri; Osmeriformes; Osmeridae
Gene: hax1
Product: HCLS1 associated protein X-1
Exons: 7
Coding region: 114-1055 (313 amino acids)
Biological process (GO): regulation of actin filament polymerization; negative regulation of apoptotic process
Cellular component (GO): mitochondrion; clathrin-coated vesicle; sarcoplasmic reticulum
Source: RefSeq, a predicted model, not a curated record
GACUGGUUGCGUCAUUGACAGCGAAACGUCUAGUACUUUACGGCAUUGUUGACAUGUCACCGGCCUUCGACUGGUCAUGGUAUAGUUUUACCCAGCAUCUUCAGAAACUAUAAAUGAGUGUAUUUGAUCUAUUUCGAGGAUUUUUUGGAGUACCUGGAGGUCACUACCGUGGGGAGGGCCGAAGGGACCCCUUCUUUGAUGGCAUGACCCAUGACGAUGAUGAUGACGAAGAGGAUGAUGAAGAUGGUGGAUUCUACCAUGAUGGUUUCAGGGGAGCUCAGCAGGACCCGUUUGAUGAUGCCUGGAGGUUUGGGUUCAGCUUUGGCCCCAAUGGCAUGAGGAUGGAUGAGCCACAGGUGUUCGGCGAGGUCUUCAGACAGAUGGAAGAGAUCUUCUCUCAGUUGGGUGGCUUGGACAGACAGCAUGGGGCGGAGAAUUUUGGUUUCCCCAGUAUUCAGUCGCCUCCCCCCCAGGACACGCCAGGAAGAGGGGGCAGCUCUAGUGGGAACACCCUAAGAGACUUCAUGCUGAAGUCCUCUGAUGACGCCCCACAACGGCCCCCCUCAGGACCACCACGAGAACCCAGGAAUGACGACAACCCUCCCUCUGGGUCCCCACACUACCCCAGCACACCGUUCAAGCACUGGACACCAUUCUCUAAGUUUAAUGACAUAUGGAGAGGGGGACCACAGGGAGGUCAAGAGGAGAGGAAAGAAGAUAGAGACCUCGACUCGCAAGUCUCCUCUGGAGGUCUGGAUCAUAUCCUAACUCCUCCACCGACUCGCACCCCCAGCCAGCCCAAAACCCGCUCCUUCUUCCAGUCAGUAACCGUCACCAAGGUGGUAAAGCCUGAUGGGAGUGUUGAGGAGAGACGCACAGUCAGAGAUGGCCAGGGGAAUGAGGAGACCACUGUGACCCGCUCAGGGGCUCCAGGCAGUGUGGAGGGAACUCAGGAUCAUCCUAGAGCUCAUCUACCUGGUGACCAACAUCCCUUUUCAAGUAUGCAGGAUGAUAUUUCUUUGUUUUCAAAGUUCUUUGGAGGCUUCAAGGGGUAAAAGGAAGCUGUUGAUUGUGAACUUGAUAUAAAAUCUUGCAAGGAUUUUCUGUUUUUGGCUUGUGUGUGAUAUUAUUGUUUAGUUAGACGUUAUAAAUUCAGUAAGGCUUGAAUCAAAACAGAUAUUUAUAUCGUCUCUUAUUAGGUCAACAAUGUGUUGAGAAUGACUGCCAAACAUCACAGAUAUUCUUAUGUAGAGAUGUAUGUGACAGUGGUAUUCACUUCUGAUCGCCAAAUGGGAAGUUUAGCAGCUAAUCACUGCUGAUAAUGCAGUUACCAACAUACAACAAAAGGCAUUAUUACCAGGUUGUUCACAAUACACAUUUAUUUUUGUAACAUUAUUUAGAUCUUGCUCUUUGACCAAUAAAGAAGCUUAAUAUA